AUGGCCACGCUGGGGACACUGCAGGGAGCUGGGCCUGGCUCUGGGUUGGUGUUUGCCAUGAAGGUCACAGGAACCCUGCUGUUCCUGGCGUUGGCACUUCUGUGCCUGGCACUUUCCACUGCAGGUGCUGCCACACACGAGGUGGACUGCAGUGAGUACAGGAGGAUGGAGAGGGGGAGACCCAUUUAUUGUGAGAGGCUCUACCAACCCUUCUGUGGCUCUGAUGGCAAAACCUACAACAACAAAUGUUCCUUCUGCAAGGCUGUCCUGAGGAGCAGAGGGGCCCUGCACAUGAAGCAGGCAGGAGCCUGCUGA
Sturnus vulgaris (Common starling) is the source of this 315-nucleotide messenger RNA. It is a transcript of the gene SPINK9, whose product is annotated as serine peptidase inhibitor Kazal type 9. Gene Ontology annotation, molecular function: protein binding; serine-type endopeptidase inhibitor activity. The record is from RefSeq and is a predicted model, not a curated record. Lineage: Eukaryota; Metazoa; Chordata; Aves; Passeriformes; Sturnidae.